GACUGGGCGGUGAGUGGCAGUGGUUCAGCUGCAACAAGGCCCUCAGCGUGCUUGAGAAGCUGCCCUUCUGUUCUCAUCGCACCUCUUCCACCCUUUUCCCCUGCUUUCCCCAUGCCCGUCACACCUCCCAGGCCUGGGCGAUGAGCCUGGGCGAUGAGUGGCGCUGGUUCAGUUACUACAAGGCGCUCAGCGUGCUUGAGAAGCUGCCCUUCCGCAUCCGCUCAGCCCAGCAGGUGCAGGGGCUGCCCAGCAUAGGGUCUUCACUGCAGGGUAAGAUUCAGGAGAUACUGUCUUACAGCAUGAUCAAGAAGCUGCGGGCGUAUCAAGCCGACGACAUGGUCCGCACGCUCGCUCUCUUUGGCACGGUCUGGGGCGUGGGGCCUCGCACCGCCCGCCGAUUUUACUCAGCCGGCCACCGCUCGCUUCGCCAGCUGGCGGGCGAUCCCGGCCUCACGCCAACUCAGCGGAUCGCGCUGCGGUUCCACGAGGAUAUGAACAAGCGAAUCCCGAGGGAUGAGGUGGCGGCGAUGGCAGCUCUGGUGGUGAAGGAAGGAGAGGCGCUGCAGCCAGGGGUGAGUGCAGCCAGGGGUGAGUGCUGCGAGGGGUGGGUGCUGCCUGGGAUCGCCAUCGUGUGUGGCGGGUCGUAUCGCCGGGGCAAGGCGACGUCAGGCGACAUGGAUUUCAUCAUCACACACCCCGAUGGUGCCAGCCACCGCGGCUUCUUGGACAGGCUGGUGGGUCGACUGAAGCUCGUGGGCUUCCUGACAGAGGACCUGAUGGUCGGCACUCACCACUCGCAACAGCCGCAUGGUGAGGGCAAGGGCGUGGACACUUACUUUGGACUGUGCAAGCAGGCAGGCAGGGAACAACGGCACCGCAUUGACUUCAAGGUGUAUCCAUGGGAGCAGUACCCUUUUGGGCUCAUACAGUGGACGGGCAACGAUGUGCUCAAUCGACGCAUGCGGCUGUUUGCAGAGGCGAAGGGGUACCGAUUGGACGACCAUGGGCUCGUGCUGCGCAAUGCUGUGAGUUGA
Messenger RNA from Closterium sp. NIES-65, 1034 nucleotides. The record is from the annotation of a GenBank genome assembly. Lineage: Eukaryota; Viridiplantae; Streptophyta; Zygnematophyceae; Desmidiales; Closteriaceae.